This is a messenger RNA of Ilex paraguariensis (yerba mate), 556 nucleotides long. NCBI's taxonomy places the organism in Eukaryota, Viridiplantae, Streptophyta, Magnoliopsida, Aquifoliales, Aquifoliaceae. The record is from the annotation of a GenBank genome assembly.
AUGGCUGUGAUUGAUCCUACAAAUGUUCAGCCGUCUGAAUUAUUGGUUGACAUGGAUAAUCAGACACUAAAAGCAAAGGAAAAAGCCCUGAGCAGAAAAGAAAUAUUGGACAAGAUGGAAAAGUUGUUGUCAGCUUGUGAAGAAGAGAGUUGGCCUGAAGACAACAGGGCAUCUUAUCUCUGUUUCCUCAACAUGUACCAUAACCCGCAUGCUUUGAUGAAACAGGAUGAAAACAAGUAUAAUGUGAGCAGCGGUGCACACUUAAAUCUUCAGUGGGCUAAAAAGGAUUACACUCCUUAUUCUUGUCAAAAGAUCAUCUCAUCAACUCCGAGUGUUGGAGAUCAUCACGGCUGUCCUUAUCGUCAUUUCAGAUCAAGAUGAAGGCAUUGCUUCGUCAGCAGGGUUUGGCAAAAGCCAUUGAUAGAACUUUAUCCAAGGAAACAGAUCAAACUAAAGUUGUUGAUAUUGAAGAAAAAACACACAGUGCAAUUCAGUUGUCUCUUACUGAUGAAGUUCUUCGUGAGGUUAUCGAUGAAGACAAAGCUGAAGGGUUAUG